AUGGCGCCCAAGAAGACCAAGCAAGCACCGAGGCAACGCAUCGACUACCGCACUGGAUGGAGCAUGGAGGAUCCCAUCGUCAUCGACGACGUCGAAGAAGCAAGCAAAGGCAACGUCUUCACAAAGAGCUACACCGCACAGAACAGCGGCCCAGGCUACAGACCAUACUUCAGUAGCCUCGCUGGCGGCGCGAAGGUGGCCAAUCCUGCCCAGAAGCACGCAAAUGACAAGGUAGACGGUGAAAAUGCAGCCACAAACCAAAGCCACUCAAUCCACCCUGCUCAGAAGCGCAAUCGUCAGAGUCUGAGUGAGGAGGAUGAAGACUUGGACUUGAACCACAUGAGGCCCGCAAAGCGCGCAAGACAUGAGCAGCUGACCGGCCGAGUGGUGACUGAGGGCCAGACAAGCCACUCUCGACUCAAGCAAAAUCUCGAGGCGACCCUCUUCACGUUGUGGAAAGACACAGACAGGGAGCGGGCGACAGCUAGGGAGAUAGAAGUAGCAAAGAAAGAGGCUCAGUUCCAGGUGAAGAAAGACCAAGCUUUGAAGGCUGAGUUGCGCGAGGCGCAGCAUCGAUCCGACAUGGCGGCUACUCUAAAGUCCAUGCAACAAGAUUACGAUCGGCAGCGCCAGGCAUCUUUGGAGCUACAGAAAGCAGAGGAGCAGGAGCAACUCGAAGAGCGGCGCAAGCAGACGCAGGAUGCCGAGGCGAAGAAAGCUGGACAUCGGUUGGCGCUGGAGGACCACCUAAACAUGCUUUGGGAAAUCCAUGACGUACACGUCGCAAGAACUCGCAGUGUGGGAAUGGGGCAGUUGUCAGAGGCUGGUAUGCGACGUGUGCAGGAGCGUCGGGCGGCCAAGGCACGAGAGGCGGCGAGGAGGGCUUGA
Molecule: messenger RNA, 888 nt
Organism: Diaporthe amygdali
Lineage: Eukaryota; Fungi; Ascomycota; Sordariomycetes; Diaporthales; Diaporthaceae
Exons: 3
Coding region: 1-888 (295 amino acids)
Source: RefSeq, a predicted model, not a curated record